Messenger RNA from Erigeron canadensis, 3666 nucleotides. RefSeq lists its product as uncharacterized. NCBI's taxonomy places the organism in Eukaryota, Viridiplantae, Streptophyta, Magnoliopsida, Asterales, Asteraceae. The transcript is spliced from 2 exons. Bases 128 to 3481 code for a protein of 1117 amino acids. The record is from RefSeq and is a predicted model, not a curated record.
AAACACAACGCAAGGUCCAAAAAUCGAAUAAUAAUCAGCCAUCCCACACUUUGUGUAGAAUCUCUCACCCCCGACAGACCAACUUUGUUAAACAUCUACAAAAUAAGGUUUGUAAAUUGUGUGAAGUAUGAAAGAACACGAGGAUGGGGUGUUGCCUAUAGCUGUUGAAAAGUCUAAAUCUAGUGUUAUUGUUGAUCAAGUUGUGACUGAAACCGUGGGGGUUUUGGAUGUGAUGGUGGAUGUUAUCGGUUGUGAUGAUGUGGUGGAUGAUCAUGGGUGUGUACCGGGUAAUUUGGGAAAUGAUUCUGAGAGUAAGGGGAUGAAAAAAACGGAGGCUCGUGAUAUGGUAACGAAAGAAGAUGUGGGUUUGGGUGAAAUUAAGGUUCUAGGUUUUGAAAAAGAUAAAGGGAUUGUUGGCGGUGAUGUUGGCGUGAUGAAUGGUAAGGAGUUGAUUGAAAGAGGGUUGAAGAUUUCAGCAUUACCAAGCACAAUGGAUGCUGGUUCCGAGAAUGUUGAUGUGGUCAACGAGAAAAUUGGUAAAGGUAAUGAAGGGUUAGAUUCAUCAAAGAUUUCAGAACCCUCGGCCACAAUGGAUCCUGGUUCUGAGGACGUUGAUGUAGUCGUUGUAGACAAUGGUAUAGCCAGCAUAGAUGAAGCUCAACGUGAUGUUCUUGUGGAUCCAACUUUGGUUGGUCCUGAUAAUGCUACUUUAUUGACUGAGGUGGUUAGUUCAGCAACAGGUGAUGGUGACUUCAAUGUACGCACUGAAAAUCUGGAUGAGCGAGUUGAAGUUGACACAUUGAGCAAAAGUGGAAUUCUUCAUCCAAAAAGUGAAAUUAUAACAGAGGAAUCUCAAAAUAUCAAAAGUGAAGUUGAGUCAAAUAACUCUAAUCUGGCUGUUGAAUCUUCAACAGGAGAGCCUCAAAUGGUAGCCAAAGAGGAAACAGAAAAGGGUUUGAUUAAAGACGGGGAGAUUAUGGAAAAAUCGACUGAAUAUGUUCAACAAGUAGCUUAUGGAAAGGGCGUUUUAAAUCAGAAAACUGGAAAAGGAGAUGAGGCUUUAGAUUCGUCUGAGGUUCCAGAAUCGUUGAAAACAGUUAAUCUUGGUCAAGAGGAAGUCAACGGGGAAACAUUUAAUGCAGAUGUGGUCCAACAUCCAGAAUUUUUAUAUGAAGAUCCUGACAUGGAGAAAGGAGAUGAUGUAGGGGUGGACAUUGAUGAAGUAUUGGGUUGGAAUGAUGAAAUUCCAAGGGUUACUGUAAUAGGUGGUGCCCUUGGAAAAGAACAAGACCUCAAGAGUAAUGCACAAUCAGAAGUUGAUGUGGAACAGGUACUUCCUGAACCUUCUACUGAACCAGUUCUAACUGGACAUGAAGAGGAAAACCUCGAGUCUCGAGAACCAAUAGUGUAUGGGCGUCGUGCGAAUGUGGAGGUUCCAGUAUACGAGGGAAUGGAUGGGAUUAUACCACCUAUCUUGGGAGAUGAAAAUUUAGAGAUCGAGACCGAUUCAGAUGAAGAUGGGGAACCGGUGCAAGAAGAAGAGCAGAAGGUUACCGAGCCUUCUCUUAAUGUAAGCUCUUUUUCAUUCCAUCAAUCACGUUAUUUCCAGCCACCUAAAAACGAAGGUGAGUUUUGUGUUUCUGAUUUGGUGUGGGGUAAAGUAAGGAGCCAUCCAUGGUGGCCCGGGCAGAUAGUUGAUCCUUCUGGUGCAUCUCAGAAGGCCAUGAAGUAUCAUAAAAAAAAUUGCUUCUUGGUAGCUUAUUUUGGAGAUCAUAGUUUUGCUUGGAAUGAUUCAGCCGUCCUAAAGCCAUUUCGGGCUAACUUUUCUCAAAUAGAGAAGCAAACCAAUUUAGAAUCGUUUAAAAAUGCAGUCGAAUGUGCUUUGGAAGAGGUCACCAGACGAGUAGAGUUAGGGCUUGCAUGCUCCUGUGUGCCUCAGGACAUCUAUAAGAAGAUUCAAUGUCAAAUCAUUGAAAAUGGAGGAGUUAGAAAAAAAGCAGCUGUAAGACAUGGUUCAGAUGAAUCUGCCAGUGUGAGUUCUUUUGAGCCCCAUAAACUAGUGGACUAUGUGAGAUCACUGGCGCAGUUCCCACAUGAAGGUGAUAAAUUGGAUCUUGCAAUCGCUAAGGCUCAGUUAUCAUCAUAUGGUCGUUAUAAGGGGUAUCAGGAGCCUUCUGAAUUUCGGGUUUAUGAAGAUAUGUUAGAAGAUGCUCCACGUGAAGCAGGUGAACAAGUUAAAAGCAAUGCUGAUAAAUUUCAGAACAUUCUGAUUGAAACUGCAUACCCAAAUAAGGACUUAAGUUUAUCAGAUGUAACAGAUGAGGCACCAGAAUCUGGACAUGGCGACAAUGACACCAGUAAACCAGUUUCUUCAUCUAACUACAAAAAGCGGAAGGCUCGUGAUAUCAUCUCUAAUGGUUCUGUGAAAAGACCAAAUCGCCGUCCUGAUAAAGUAUCCACUGCUCCAAUUUCAACUCCAAAACCAUCAUUCAAAAUUGGUGAAAUGAUUCAAAGAGUAGCAAUCCAGCUGACAGGACCACCAUUGAAGGCGUAUCAAGAUGUUCAAGAUGCUGACCAAUUAGUCGGGUCUGAUGUUUCUUUGCAGACUUUUGAAAUCCCUCAAAAAGAAGCAUCUAUAGCUGAGAUGCUAUUGCAGCUGCACGUAACUGCUCAAGAUCCUAUGAAGGAACACACCUUUUUGCAUACCAUAAUCCCCUUUUUUUAUGAUCGUAGAUCAGCUGUUUUUAGCAAGUCUCUAAAGAAAGUCUCAACCAGUCAAAGUCCACUCACUGGUAGAAAAAGAAAAGCAUCCACAGAAAAGGAUCCCGAAGAAGUUGAAGCCAGUGGUAGUGAAAGGAAAGCAUCCAUCGAGAAUGAUGAACUUGAAGUCGGUGGUAGUAAAGCAAAAGAAUCCAGUGCGAAUGAUCCUGAAGAAUAUGAAUUUGUUUUUGAUGAUAUUAAUGAUUCUUAUUGGACAGACAGGAUCAUCCAAAACCCUUCUGAAGACCAGUCAUUGCAAGAUCAUCAAAAUGGAGGUUUAGAGUAUCAGGUUGUGGCAUAUGAACUAGAUAAACCAGCAAAAAAGAGUCGAGGGUCAAAUAAAAAAUGUGUUAGUAGUAUUCAGGAAACUGUAAAAGUGAAGGAAGAACGGGAAGCUGAAAAAAGGAGGCGGGAAAAUUUGGCUACAGAGAUUGUAUUGAAGUUUGCAGAGGGUAUUUAUUUUCCUUCAGAAAAUAAUUUAAAUAAAAUGUUUAGACGAUUUGGGCCAUUGAUGGAAUCAGAGACGGAAGUUGAUAAGGAGGGCGGCCGUGCAAGAGUGGUGUUCAAAAAAUGUUGUGAUGCAGAAAUAGCUCAUAGUAGUGCUGAAAAAUUCAACAUUUUUGGAUCGAUUGAUGUAAAUUAUGAGCUCAACUAUACCCCGUUAGUCUCAUAUAAACCUUUGCCCCUUCCAUUAUUACAAGACCCAAUGGAUGCAAGCUAAAUGUCAUUGCUCUUGAAGCUUUUCUUGUUAGACAUUUGGUAAGAUAUGGUUUCUCUUUCACUAGAUAUCUAACUAUUGUUGUAAAUUUUUUCUGAAUGUUCAAAUUUGCUUGAUGUUAGCUUUUUAGCCACUUUUUUGAAAGUGUACUUAGUCAUUUGCAAUUGGUUCAUUUGAAAUUAUACUUA